Messenger RNA from Alosa alosa (allis shad), 1321 nucleotides. RefSeq names its product arrestin domain-containing protein 1-like. Gene Ontology annotation, biological process: protein transport. The record is from RefSeq and is a predicted model, not a curated record. The transcript has 7 exons. Gene Ontology annotation, molecular function: ubiquitin-like ligase-substrate adaptor activity; ubiquitin protein ligase binding. NCBI's taxonomy places the organism in Eukaryota, Metazoa, Chordata, Actinopteri, Clupeiformes, Clupeidae. Gene Ontology annotation, cellular component: cytoplasm. Bases 456 to 1199 code for a protein of 247 amino acids.
CCGUCUACGGCUUUAUUAGACAUUCUCUGAAGCAGUGUUGGGAAGAAAACCAAGACGCCAAGAAGAGGAUCGAUAGAUACAAAUCAGGGCCCGUUUACGGCUCUUAGAAAUUCUCUGUACAAAGUUUGUUUCAUUUUUUUGACACAAGGGAGCCACGACACGAGUAAGAUCCAUAGAAAUAAUUUGCGCCUCUACAAGAUGGCUACAGGAACACUAAAGAUGGAAAAAAUAAAAGAUGAAGGCAAACUCGAAAUUUCCAUUACUGACCAAAAACUGUGUAUGGCCCUGGGGAUACCAUUACAGGAAUCGUGGAAAUCAAAAACGUCGAACCAAUACCAUCCAAAGCAAUCAAAGUGAACUGCCGAGGCUAUAGCGGCGUAAGCCCCAGCGUAAGCUCCAGGUUAAAGGAUACAUCAUGGGAAGUGGAGGAACAGUACUUCAACAGCAAUAUUUCAAUGGCUGACAAAGGCAUUCUGAAGAAUGGGUCACACACCUUCCCAUUCACGUUUGUCGUUCCAGCCAACGCUCCAUCAACCUAUUUUGGUAAUUAUGGCAGGACUAUAUUUGAAAUCCGAGCCUUUGUUGACUUGCCUCACUUUUCAAAUGGCUACAAGGCAGAGAGGGUUUUCUACAUCCAAAAGCCCCUUAACCUCAACACUGUACCUAAUAUUCAGGAUAUUAGCUACUCCUCUGUCACUAAGGACUUCACGUACAUGCUUCUGAAAAAUGGUACCAUUGUGCUAAAGGCGACCAGUGACCUGCGAGGGUACACCCCUGGCCAAAUCAUUAAACUAGAAAUGGAGAUUGAGAACAGGUCGGGGAAAUCCACAAGCACAGUGGUAGCCAGCCUCAUACAGAAAGUGACCUAUAAAACUAAAAGGUCCAUCAAUGACCUGAGGACCGUUGCGAAAGUGGUGGGUGCCGGCGUGAAGGCCAAGACGGAGGCCAAGUGGAAGGAGCAGAUUGUUGUGCCUUUUGUUGCUCACUCCACUCUGGAGGGCUGUGGACUAAUCAACUUUGAAUAUUACAUCCAGGUCUCGCUGAAAUCCCCUGACGUAUUACUGACUCUUCCCAUCUUCAUUGGCAAUGUUGCCGUGGACACCACCCAUCCCAGCGACUCUGCCUCCUCCAGUGCCCCCCUGCUGGGCAGGAGCACAAGCCCCCGGAGGUGGGCAGGCCGCAGGCCGAGGAGAUCGUGACCAUGAGCCACUCUCAGCCACAGCACAGACAGUCCGUCUCGCCCCAUUCCUUCCACAAACUUUUUUUAUAUCAGUCGUUCGGGUCACCGGAAACGUUCAUGGUGUUCAAGUAACUGCAGCCA